AUGGGUUCCAACUUUGUCGCAUCUGACCUGCAUCCUUUUGAUCCGCUGACGGCCAGCGAGAUCGAAAAGGCUAUUAGCAUCGUCAAGAAGGCACAUGGCGAUGUUUUCUUCAAUGUCGUUGCCCUGCAGGAGCCGCGGAAAGCGGAAAUGACAGCAUGGCUACAAGAUCCGAGCAAUGCACCCAAGCCCAAGCGUGUCGCUGACGUGGUUGUUAUUGCGCCUGGUGGGAAAGUAUAUGAUGGUCUCAUCGACAUCGAGACCGACAAGAUCAUUAGCUGGGAACUACUCGAUGGUCUUCAGCCUAUCAUUACCAUGGAAGAGCUGAUUGCCGUCGAGCAUGUAUGCCGCAAAGACCCCAAGGUUAUCGAGCAGUGCAAGAUUAGCGGCAUCCCGGAGGAAGAAAUGCACAAGGUCUACUGCGACCCCUGGACCAUUGGAUAUGACGAGCGCCACGGCAGCAAGGUCCGCCUCCAGCAGGCACUCAUGUACUACCGGCCGAAUGUGGACGAUUGCCAGUACCAGUACCCUUUGGACUUUUGCCCAAUCUAUGACGCUGAUAAACAAUCCAUCGUUGCUAUCGAUAUCCCAGAGAUCAGGAGGCCACUUAGCAGAGCUCCUGCCAUCAACUAUCAUCCGGCAGCUGUGGAGAAGAAUGGGGGCUAUAGACAGGACCUCAAGCCGAUCAACAUCACACAACCCGAGGGCGUGUCUUUCAAGAUGACUGGACGUGAGAUUGAAUGGCAAAACUGGAAGUUCCACAUUGGAUUCAACUACAGAGAAGGCAUUGUCUUGAACAACAUCACAAUCAACGAGAGGGGUACAGUGCGGCCAGUCUUCUAUCGUCUUUCUCUUGCAGAGAUGGUUGUUCCUUACGGCAAUCCUGAGCGCCCGCAUCAACGCAAGCAUGCAUUUGAUCUGGGCGAAUAUGGCGCCGGGUACAUGACAAACAGCCUAUCUCUCGGCUGCGAUUGCAAGGGUUCCAUUCACUAUCUUGAUGCCGAGUUUCCCUCCAGAGCUGGUGGUAUUCGCACAAUCAAGAACGCCAUUUGCAUUCACGAGGAAGAUGCUGGCAUUCUGUUCAAACACAGCGAUUUCCGUGACGAUUCUACUAUUGUCACUCGAGCCAGAAAGCUCAUUGUCCAACAGGUAUUCACUGCGGCCAAUUAUGAGUACGCCAUUCAAUGGAUUUUCCACCAGGAUGGUACCAUUCAGCCCGAGAUCAAACUGACGGGUAUCCUCAACACCUACGCCAUGAACGCGGAUGAAGACACCCACGGCUGGGGUACGCAGGUGUACCCCGGUGUCAAUGCACACAAUCACCAACAUCUCUUCUGCCUUCGCGUUGAUCCCAACAUUGAUGGGCCAGAUAACACCGUCUUCAUGUCUGACGCGGUGCCGUCGGAUGCACCCGUGGGCAGCCCUGAGAAUUAUUACGGAAAUGCGUUUUAUGCAAAGCGCACAAAGUUGGCGACAACAGGCGAGGCCUCGACAGACUACAAUGGACGAACCGUUCGGACAUGGGAGAUGUGCAAUACCAACAAAUUACACCCAUAUAGCGGCAAGGCUGCAUCUUACAAGCUCAUAAGCCGCGAGGUCCCACCACUGCUACCUAAAGAGGGAUCCUUGGUUUGGAAGCGAGCUGGAUUCGCCAGGCAUGCAGUCUCUGUGACUAAAUACAAAGAUGACCAGCUCUGGCCAGCCGGCCGCCAUGUACCUCAGACAUCGGGAGAGCCAUCGCUGGGUCUUCCGGAAUGGAUUGGUGACGGUACAGAAUCCAUCGACAACACCGAUGUUGUUCUGUGGCACACUUUUGGAGUCGUCCACAUCCCUUCGCCCGAGGACUUCCCAGUCAUGCCAGUCGAACCCAUCACUCUUCUCCUCAAGCCAAGGAAUUUCUUCACGAAUAACCCCGUGAUGGAUGUUCCACCCAGCUAUUCUAGCACGCCGAGCCAGGUGGCAGCCGGGAACGCAGGCGUGCUAAAUGCAGCUGAUAAGCUCAGCAAAUUGGCAUUUACGAACGGCACUAAUGGUGCCAACGGUAGUUGCUGUGGAAGCAACUCAACGAAUGGAGUAAAUGGACACUAA
This is a messenger RNA of Pestalotiopsis fici W106-1, 2085 nucleotides long. Its product is annotated as Copper amine oxidase 1. Bases 1 to 2085 code for a protein of 694 amino acids. Gene Ontology annotation, biological process: amine metabolic process. The record is from RefSeq and is a predicted model, not a curated record. NCBI's taxonomy places the organism in Eukaryota, Fungi, Ascomycota, Sordariomycetes, Amphisphaeriales, Sporocadaceae. The transcript is spliced from 4 exons. Gene Ontology annotation, molecular function: copper ion binding; quinone binding; primary methylamine oxidase activity.